This is a messenger RNA of Contarinia nasturtii (swede midge), 1793 nucleotides long. RefSeq lists its product as uncharacterized. Lineage: Eukaryota; Metazoa; Arthropoda; Insecta; Diptera; Cecidomyiidae. Bases 1 to 1497 code for a protein of 498 amino acids. The transcript is spliced from 3 exons. The record is from RefSeq and is a predicted model, not a curated record.
AUGUUGAAACAACGCUGGUUCCAAUAUCGACGCGAUCCGAACAACAAUGUCAUGCCGACCACUCCACUCCCGCCAAAAAUAAAGAAUUUUUUAGUAAUUCCAGUCCACGAUUUCGAUAUGAAACAUAUCCGCAUCGAUAUCCAUCUUUUUUAUUUCAUUGCGAGAAAAUUUGGAGUAUUGAAAUUGGCAAAAGGAAAACGCGGUCAGCCAAUAAACAUUGAAAAAACUGAAUACGAUAGCAAUCCAGCUAUCUAUUGGGAUUUAAUAUUUGACCUGCCAAAAAUUUCGAAACUUGGAAAUGGUAAGGAAUUCGAUUUUGCUGUGGCAACCGAUAGUGUGGCAGUUUCGUUAUGUUUCGUGAAGCCUGAACGCAAUACACCAGAACUUGAUAACAACACCAUCAAAGAGAAGUACAAUAAUUUUGAGUUUGAUUAUGUGCUUGGAAUCGACCCAGGAGUUCGUACAUGGAACGCCACCGUUCGCAAACACGUUCGAUCCGGCAACGAGGAAAACAUCACAAUUGAUGGUCCAAAAUACCAUUUCAAAGCGAAAUAUGGCAAACGCAAGCGUAAAUCCGAUCAAUGGACUGAAUUGUUGCAAAAACAACGGGAGCUCGACUAUAAACGCUAUGCAUUUUUUCCAUCGCCGAAAGGACGUUCACAUUGGAUGUGUUACAUCGCUUAUUAUGUGAAAAUGAUGAAACCAGCUAUGGCGGUGUACACAACAAGAAAGUUUAUUCGACUCCGUCUCGAUAAAUACAUCGAAGAGAAUCGGGCCAGUGACAAAAUCGCGGCAUCACUGACGAAAAAAAAGUCGGCGCUCGUUUUUAUUGGUGCAGCUCAAAUAGCUCCAAACUCACCAAUUGGUAUUAAAAAGCGAUUGCGAUGCCCGGGAUUACGACGACUAUUGAACAGUUUCAAGAAGUUGGGAAAUUGUAUUGUACGAUUGGUCGACGAAUACAAUACAUCGCAAACUUGUGCAAAAUGUUUCCGGCCAUUCGAUCGACGAACCAAAAGCGAUCGAUACAAAGUUUGUCAGCAUUGUAUUCCAAGUGAAGAUGAGUCAUCGCAAUGGAAUUUACCGAACGUCAUUAUCACCAUGAAAAGCAACCGAGUGUACCAACAAUUGCGUAAAUAUGCAGUUGAUUUUGUUAAUCGAUUGAAUGCAGUCAACCCAGAUCAUAUUCCAAUGGAUUCAGAUGGUUUAGUGUCAAAACUUCAAGUAUGUUUCAAAAACUGGCAACUAAACACUGGCAUUUGGAAAGAUGAUCAAGCUCCAUUUCAAUUGAAAACUGUUUGGCACCGGGAUAUCGUUGCAGCCAAGAACAUCAUGUACAAAGGUCUUUUUACGGUGUUGGGAUUGGACAUUCAUCCGCAACUAUUGAGACCACAGAAUCAAAAUGCUGCCGUACAAAAUCAAGCAGCUGACGAUGAGGAUUCCAGUGACGAUGAGGACUACGUUUAUGUUCUCGAUGUUUCCGAUGACGACCAGUUUUAAUUACAUGUAGCAUUAAGAUUUCUUUUUAAAUAAUAUUAUUGUAACGUUUUGUUACUAUGCUGGGCUUGAGUUUUGUGGCCUUGACCGAAGUACGGGCAGUUCGGUAUAUAAAAUAACCCGUAGGUGAGUAUCAUUUAUUGAACUGAACCGAUAGUAUAUUGAUGUUGAUUCAUACUUAGUAACUGAGUUUAUUUUUUCUCUUUUUUCUUUCCAUUGCGACGUUGAAAAUGACUGAAACUACACUCAAAUCCGACCCCAAUAUUGACCGUCAACAUAUGCCCGAUAAUGGAUGAAUU